GAAUGUGGUGAAAGGGCUUCUUUAAAGGAUGAUGGGGAACAAUUUAAGGUAUUUGUUAAGUUGGGGCAAGAAGGUACCACGUUCAGAGAGUGGAAUCCGAUACAACUUACAAAAGGUCUAAGUAAAGAAAUUGGAGAGACAAUGGCCAUUCCUCCAACAUAUGUUGAUCUGGGCAAGUCUGCCAGGGACAUCUUCACCAAAGGAUAUGGUUUUGGUCUUAUUAAGCUGGACUUGAAGACAAGGUCAGAAAAUGGAUUGGAGUUCAAAAGCUCUGGCUCGGCUAACACAGAGACCAGUAAGGUGGCAGGGACACUGGAGACCAAGUACAAGUGGGCAGAGCACGGGCUGACCUUCACUGAGAAGUGGAACACUGAUAAUACUCUCGGUACGGAGAUAUCUCUAGAGGACCAGUUGGCCAAAGGCCUGAAGUUGACAUUUGAUUCUGCAUUUUCUCCAAACACUGGCAAAAAGAGUGGUAAGAUCAAGAGCAGCUACCAGCGUGAGCACAUUAACCUGGGCUGCGAUGUGGACUAUGACAUCAACGGCACUGCGGUGCAUGGAGCUGUGGUGGUGGGCAUCGAGGGUUGGCUCGCCGGAUACCAGAUGACUUUUGAGGCCGGCAGAAACCGCAUCUCUCAGAGCAACUUCGCUGUUGGCUACAAAACUGAUGAAUUCCAGCUCCACACAAAUGUGAAUGAUGGGACAGAAUUUGGCGGUUCCAUCUACCAGAAAGUGAAUGACAAUCUGGAGACCGCAGUGAAUCUGGCCUGGACCGCCGGCAACAGCAACACUCGCUUUGGCAUCGCUGCCAAGUAUCAAAUCGAUGCAGACGCUUCCUUCUCGGCCAAAGUGAACAAUUCCAGCCUUGUCGGCCUGGGAUAUACUCAAACCUUGAAGCCUGGAAUCAAGCUGACUCUCUCUGCUCUUCUGGACGGGAAGAACAUUAAUGCAGGCGGCCACAAGCUGGGAUUGGGUCUGGAGUUUGAAGCAUAGGAAACUUAUUUUUCGAAAUAACUACCCUCACAAACCCUGUUUCUCUAAGAUGCCCUGGCUAAGUAAACGUAUUAUACUCGGUCAAAUUAUGCAUUAGCGGUGGCUCACUGUUUCAGAGAGUGGAUCAAAUGUGUAUAUAUGAGUUACACUGAUAGGUCACAGAGAAUGUUUGAAGAGCAUUUGUGAAGUUUAUAAAUGACUUCAAAUGUAUUUUUAAUACACUACACAUAACAUUAUUUAUUACAGUGCUGAACAGACAUGGCAGAAUGUUUUAAUCACAAAUGUCAUUUUUUUUUUGGGAGAUGGUGAAAAAUAUUUGUCUGUAAAUGUCACUUAUACUUAAUCACAACAUUCCUUGUUUCUGGAAAGAAAGUUUUCACAUCAACAAACUGUGACAAAGGGACCCAAAUACAACCGAUUUCACUCUGCGGGCUGCAGUCGGAGCCCUUCACCAAACCUUGUGUGUGUACUGUUUUGUCUUGUCUGAGUGUGGAAAUCCACUUAUGUAUCUUGUCCAUUUAUUACACAUGAAAUUAUUUUACUGCUGAAAACUUCCUAUACAUUAUGGCAAAACAAUUUCAUCUGUCCCUGAACAAAAUGAGUUUUGAAACAUUUUAAAAGGUGGUUGUAGUCUUCCAGUUUAAUGUAGGUUUAGUAUACUGUGGAUUUAGCUAUAUAUAUAUGUGUACUUUAAGUUGAAUAAAACAUUUCAACCUGAA
This is a messenger RNA of Xyrauchen texanus (razorback sucker), 1712 nucleotides long. It is a transcript of the gene vdac1, whose product is annotated as voltage-dependent anion channel 1. The record is from RefSeq and is a predicted model, not a curated record. NCBI's taxonomy places the organism in Eukaryota, Metazoa, Chordata, Actinopteri, Cypriniformes, Catostomidae. Gene Ontology annotation, molecular function: voltage-gated monoatomic anion channel activity. The transcript is spliced from 9 exons. Gene Ontology annotation, cellular component: mitochondrial outer membrane. Gene Ontology annotation, biological process: monoatomic anion transmembrane transport. The coding region runs from base 142 to 993 and encodes 283 amino acids.